Penicillium angulare is the source of this 1578-nucleotide messenger RNA. It is a transcript of the gene coaT, whose product is annotated as acetyl-CoA hydrolase ACH1. The record is from RefSeq and is a predicted model, not a curated record. The transcript is spliced from 3 exons. NCBI's taxonomy places the organism in Eukaryota, Fungi, Ascomycota, Eurotiomycetes, Eurotiales, Aspergillaceae. Gene Ontology annotation, molecular function: acetate CoA-transferase activity; acetyl-CoA hydrolase activity. Gene Ontology annotation, cellular component: mitochondrion. Bases 1 to 1578 code for a protein of 525 amino acids. Gene Ontology annotation, biological process: acetate metabolic process.
AUGGCUGCUUCUGCCCUUUUGAAGAGCCGUGUCCGACGGCCUUCCUACCUUAAAAAGCUAGCGAAGGCAGAGGAUCUCAUUGAUUUAUUUCCUCAUGGCUCAUACAUCGGCUGGUCCGGUUUUACAGGUGUGGGAUAUCCAAAGAUGAUUCCCACCGCACUGGCAGAUCACGUCGAGAAAAAUAACCUUCAAGGUCAACUCAAGUACAACUUAUUCGUCGGAGCCUCCUCUGGAGCCGAAACAGAGAAUCGCUGGGCAAAAUUAAAUAUGAUCGAACGCCGCAGUCCACACCAGGUCGGAAAAGAAAUCGCCAAGGGAAUCAACAAUGGCCAGAUUAAGUUUUUCGAUAAACAUCUGAGCAUGUUUCCCUCGGAUUUGGUCUAUGGCUACUAUACACUUGACAAACCUUCGAAUAAAAUUGAUGUCGCUGUCAUUGAGGCAUCUGCCAUUACUGAGAAUGGUGGAAUUAUCCCCGGUGCCUCAGUCGGUGCUUCGCCCGAGUUGGUCCAAAUGGCGGACAAGGUCAUUAUCGAGGUUAACACCGCCAGUCCCUCAUUCGAGGGUUUGCAUGAUAUUGUCGGCUCUGAUCUUCCUCCCGGUCGCAAGCCAUACCUGAUCAUGGCACCGGAGGACCGUAUCGGAACCACUUACAUCCCCGUUGACCCUGAGAAGGUCGUCGCAAUCGUCGAAUCCAACUACCCAGAUCAAACACAGCCCAACGCCCCUGAGGACGCAGACUCACAAGCCAUCGCCACAAACCUAAUUGAGUUCCUCAAACACGAAGUCAAACACGGCCGUCUCCCCCAGAACCUCCUCCCCAUUCAAUCGGGUAUCGGCAACAUCGCCAACGCCGUCGUCGGCGGUCUCAGCAAGGGCGGCGCAGACUUCACACACCUCAAAGUAUGGACUGAAGUCCUUCAGGACUCCUUCCUCGACCUCUUCGAUAGCGGAAAUCUCGACUUCGCAACAGCUACCUCUAUCCGCUUCUCACCAGAAGGCUUCAAGCGCUUCUACGAUAACUGGGAGCGCUACGCUGGUAAACUUCUCUUGCGCUCACAACAAGUCUCCAACAGCCCCGAAAUCAUCCGUCGUCUCGGCUGCAUCGGCAUGAACACACCCGUCGAAGUUGACAUCUACGCUCACGCAAACUCUACCUGCGUUAUGGGCUCGCGUAUGCUGAACGGUCUUGGUGGUUCUGCUGAUUUCCUCCGUAACUCCAAGUACUCUAUUAUGCAUACCCCGUCUACUCGACCUAGCAAGACUGAUCCAACUGGAUUGAGUUGUAUUGUUCCCUUCGCUACCCAUAUCGAUCAGACAGAGCAUGAUCUCGAUGUUAUUGUUACUGAGCGUGGUUUGGCUGAUGUUCGAGGGUUGUCGCCGAGGGAGCGUGCUAGAGUUAUUAUCAAGCAGUGUGCUCAUCCUGAAUAUGAGCCUAUUCUUACGGAUUAUCUUGAUCGGGCGGAGUUUGAGUGUUUGAGGAAGGGAAUGGGUCAUGAGCCUCAUUUGCUUUUCCAGGCUUUCAAGAUGCAUCAGAACUUCCAGGAGAAGGGUACAAUGAAGAUUGAUUCUUGGGAAUAG